This is a messenger RNA of Paramormyrops kingsleyae, 8018 nucleotides long. Its product is annotated as FYVE, RhoGEF and PH domain-containing protein 5-like. The record is from RefSeq and is a predicted model, not a curated record. Lineage: Eukaryota; Metazoa; Chordata; Actinopteri; Osteoglossiformes; Mormyridae. Gene Ontology annotation, molecular function: guanyl-nucleotide exchange factor activity; metal ion binding. Gene Ontology annotation, cellular component: cytoplasm.
CUGGUUUUACUAUUGAUCUUUUAACAAAGUUUGUUAGCACGUCCUAUUCUAGAGGUGUUUCGGUCAACAAACAGUAUGAAAUGAAAGUCCGUAUAUAUGCAUAAACAUCCAUCUCUGUGUAGCUUAUCCUAGUCAGGGUCACCGAGGAGCUUAACAUGGUGGACACACACUUGGGGACAUGCAGUCACACACUAUCAUAUUCAAUGGACAACAAUUAAGCUAACUGCAUGCUUUGGGAAAACAGGAGGAAACCCACACAACAGACCAUAUAUAUAUUCCAACCCCUCUGACUUCUCUGGUAUGUGUGUGUGUGUGUGUGUGUGUGCGCGCGAGCGGGUGUAUGUAUGUGUAUAUCAUUUUUAAUUUGGACUGGAAAACCAUUGAAUUAUGAAUCUCUGUCUGUGCCUUUAUGACUUCUUGCAGUAACUUUCUCUUUUGUUUUCUGCAAAGCCCAAUAUCAUCAUUCAACAAUAGUAAAUCCCCGCAACACUCACAUAAAACUUCUUCAGCGUUUCAGACAAAACAUUAUUGUUUAUUAUUAUUAUGUUCGUUUUAGCAUUCUUAUUUUCACGCGUACGAUGCUGUUCAGGCAACAAUCCCCGAGCUUCCUGCUCAGGAAGCCGGGGAAAUACGUCCUGCGUCCCAGCCACAGACCGCCAGUGCAUGUCUCCUGCUGUAGUAUGAGAUGCCUGAUUGAGACGUGAGGUGUCUGAAAGAGUUCCUAAGAAUGCAAUGAGGCUGAGAAGGUAAACCCAUCCCAAAAAAGAGAGCCUGUAUUCGCGCAACUUGACUACUGUGGUCCGGACUGGAUUGUAUUCCUCUCUGAGAUACAAGAAGCCACCCUAGAUCCACAUCUGGGAUUCUCAGUCAGUUGACUUAGAAGCUGCUGCUGUCCCUGAUGGCAAGACACAUGAAGACCUGGGGUCCCAAGCCUCCUGUUGCACCCAAACCAAGGCUCCUGUAUGAGCCAGAGGAGAAGCGCUUUCUGCACAGCAGAAGAAGUCUCCACCAGUGUAGGAGCGGGGGCCUGAUUCUUUCUGAGGACGACCUGGACCAGGAAAAUGAACCAGGAGGCUUUCGGCGGGGAUUAGAGGAGCAGGUUCUGGAGGAUGCUGAUCAACCCCAAAAUGGUGAAGAUCCAGGCAUGGAGCUUUUCUAUAACCUUGAAAAUAAUGGAACUGAGGAAGAGGGGAAUGUGAAAGAAGAGGAAGAAAAAUUAAGCAAACCUGUUAGUACUGAAGCUGCUGAUUCUGAAGAAGGACUAAAACUUUGUGAUAUUGAUUGCAGUAUAGGGUUAGUGGAUCCAAUGGGGACAACUGACAUGGAAUGUAGACUUGACAUUGAGUCAGAGAGCUGUGGAGCUGGGGAGGCACUCGCUGACACUGACGGACUUUUGGAGUGUGAUAUAGCUUCUUAUCAUGAGGCAGCAGAUCAUUACUCAUGCGAGACUAAGAACAGGAAGGUGCCUGAAAACCUGGGAACGGACGAGGAUUACCCUCCUGGGGAAAUGCACCCAGCCAAGAUCCCAAAUAUAGAACUCUGGUAUGUUAAAGAUGGUGACAAGUCUUCAGAUCAUGAAGAGUGUUGUCCAAGAUGUCCAUCUCCCUGUAACCAGUUAACUGAGGAAAAUGAGGACUCCUUUGUUAAUGCACAUAUUUCUAGACUUCCAUCUCUGUGUGAGGAGUGUUCCUGUAACGUGUUAGGUGCAGCAUGCAACCUGUGUGAACAUUCAGAAGAUAUGGAUAAUCAGCACAAUUCUCCAACUGAUGGAGAGCUAGUGAACGCAAUGUACGUGCCAGAUAAUUAUCAAUAUUCAGAGGGGGCCGAGGACAUUGCAGGGCCUAAUUCAGCCAGUGAUACAGAGUCUACCACUGAGGAGGUUAAUGACAUGGAUUCUGAGGGGGAGAAUGAGGGCAGCAGCAAAAACUGCACAGGGAAACAAUCUGCUGUCUCGGAGGAACAGUCAACUAUGAAUUCCAUUACCAACCCAGAUGACUGCUAUGAGAGUCACCCGAACCAGGAUGUGAUUAUUACAAAUCUGUUCACUGAAAAUACACCAGAGGGAAUAACUCUUCCUCAGAUCCUUGAGGAAAAGAGGACUAUGGAUAACUGUCAUAAUGAAGAUGAUGACUCUCUCUGUCAAGAUGAAGAGGAUUUACAUCAGAUUGAAUGCGUUUCAUCUGAGGACUAUGUCGAAAUAGGUGAUGAUGAUGAGGAUGAAAUAGACACAAGAGAGAAAAAAGCAGCAGACAUUAAUUGUAAUGAAAAGGGUACUGAUGCCUGUUUGGAGGAGGGUAGUAUUCAGUCUCGCUACAGGUUGUGUUCGAUCUCCGUGCCUGUGGACAUGGAUAUGAGAAUUACCCCUGAGCUCACUGACACUCUGGUCUUCACAAACACUGCUGAAGUGUUCGGGGAGGACAUUGACAUCGAGGGCCACAUAGUACCUUACUUUGAAGAUACUGACAGAGAACAGGACAACAUUAGCGACGAGCAUGUCUAUGAGGUGGCUGGGCUUGACACCGAGGGUGAAAACUUUCAAGCUGUGGACAGAAAGAAUAUUGUGACCAGAUCUCGGUCUCUCUCUGGUAAAGUACCGGGCUGUGUACCUGAGACUGUUCCUGAGGAAACAGGCGCUGAGGAAACCGGCAAUGAGUACUGCACUGUAGCCUUAGCAAAGAGCAACCACCCAGGGACUGAUAGUCAACAACAUGAAAAAAAACGAAUUAUCCCUUCUUGUAAGCCACAACACUUCAUUUUUUACCCCCGUUCCAUCUCCGUCGAAGGAAGAGACUUGACCAUGUCUGUCUAUGAGGAUAACAUUUCAUUAGGAGAGCAAGAAAAAAGAAAAAAUAAUGACAACAUCUCAUUGCCAUUUGUCAUGGGAUCAUCAGGAAGCUUCUCCCAAAGAAAUCGGCUCCCCUCCAGUGGCGUGUCUACCCCAACUUCCGUGGUGGACAUCCCACCUCCCUUUGAACUGGCUUACAUCACCAAGAAGCCAAUCACUAAAAGUUCUCCAUCUCUUCUGAUCGAGAAUGAUUCAACUGAAAAGCAAAAGAAGAAGUCCUCUUUUAAACGCUUUCUGAUGUUGAAGUUCAGAAGGAAGCGAGAGAAUAAGGUCCAUUUAGACGUGAAUGUCUCCUCCUCCAGAUCGUCAUCUGAGUCUAGCCACCACGGGCCAGUGAGGCUCCUCGAUAUGGACAGACGGAGUGUAGGAAGCUCCCCGCAACCCGUUUCGCGGUUUGGGAAACCACAACGUUCCUCAGACUCGCCCACAACUUUCCUCUUCUACAAGGAUGGCAGGAGAAAAGGGGGCCCAAAGACAUUCACUAACAAGAGGCUUUCCCGGGUGGAAUCCUUUGAGGACCAGUCCAGGCCUCCAUUCACGCCUUUGCCAUUGAUGAAGCCACGGUCCAUAUCUUUCCCUAAUGCAGACACAUCUGAUUAUGAGAAUAUGCCGGCCAUUAGCUCGGAUUACGAGAACAUCCAGAUCCCACAGAGGCCCACAGGAGUAGGGAUGUUUGCAGAGUUCUUUGACGAUCCCUGUCGUGCGCUUUCUGCCGCCAACGAGAACGACGGAUACGUGGACAUGAGUAGUUUUGCUGGGUUUGAAAGCAAGACUGAAACACCUCAACAAGAACCUGACAGAAGGGGCCACACAGAGCCUGAAGCUGUUUGCCAGGUGUCCACGGCACAGACAGACAAGGCUGAGACUGAGGAGGACCAAGGGCGGACAUCAGAGGAAGAGGAUGGGGGGGCGGAGCGCAGUCAUGACAGACAGGGUGAUGGUAGAUCAAGGGCGUUUUACAUAGCCAAAGAGCUGGUGGAUUCAGAAAAAGUACACGUGAAUGGUCUGAAACUACUCCAGGAGGAUUUCAGGGCUACCGUGGCUGCAGCCAUGGGGGCAGAUGAGGAGCCGGUCUUGCAGGAGGAAAAGCUCAGUGAGAUUCUAGGCCCCCUGCCAGAGGUGUACCAGCUACACUGCCACAUUCUCGCAGAGCUGGAGGACCACCUGAGACAGUGGGAGGAGAGUCAGAGAAUUGCGGAUGUUUUCCUGUCUCGACGGGCAGAGUUUGCUAUCUUCACACCCUACAUCACUCAGUACGAUCGCAGGGUGGCUCUUCUGGACGAGACCUGCCAAAGCUCUCCCACCUUCUCCUCCAUUGUCAAGCAGUUUGAGAGUUUGGCUGGUGGGAAAUUGACCCUGAAACACCAGCUGCUGCAGGUCGUCCUCCGCGUGCUGAAGUACCGCAUGAUUCUCACAGAUUACCUAAACAACCUCUCACCAGACUCCAAAGAAUAUGAAGACACACAAGCUGUACUCUCAAUUGUCUCCGAAGCUGCCGACCGAGCGAACGACGGCCUGAAGCACGGGGAGAACUUGCUGCGCCUGGUCCACAUCGAGCACAGCGUCACAAGCCAGAGAGACCUGCUCCAGCCAGGAAGGGUGUUUGUGAAGGAAGGCACUCUGAUGAAAGUUUCUAGAAAAAGCAGACAACCCCGACAUUUAUUUCUGAUGAAUGAUUUGUUGCUGUACACCUUCCCGCAACAAGAUGGGAAAUACAGACUGAAGAACACCCUCCCACUCACUGGAAUGAAGGUGAGCAAGCCCAUCCUAGAAAAUGUGCAAAAUGCCUUAAAGAUCGAGGUGACUGACAUCUCCAUCACCCUGUCAUCCAGCUCAUGUGGCGAGCGAGACGAGUGGUUUCACGCCCUCAGUCGGACUGUGGAGAGCCAUGGCCGGGGGCAGGGUGCAUCUCGUAACCCCAGCAGCGAGGCUAGAGAGAAGGUCCGGAUGUCACUGGGAGAGACGGCGCCCACCCUGGUCCCGGUGUCCCACGUCAUGAUGUGCAUGAACUGCGCCUCUGACUUCUCUCUCAUGUUACGUCGGCACCAUUGCCAUGCCUGCGGGAAGAUCAUCUGCCGGGGCUGUUCCAGGAACAAAUACCCACUCAAGUACCUCAAAGACAGGAUGGCUAAAGUAUGCGAUCGCUGCUACGCUGAGCUGAAGAAACAAGGGGGCGCCGUGGAUGAUGUCCGCGGCAGCGCGAGUCCUCGAAUCAGCCGUUCCAGUCGGCCACUCUCUGCCGUCUUCCAGAACAUCCACCCCCCAAACCUGUGGAGAAGCAGAAAGACAACGGCCACGUUCAACCAGGUGACUGUGGAGCCGGAGGGCUCGGCGAUCCCCGGCACGACACACUGCUGCAAGAGGAGCAAGAGAAACUGGAAGAGGCUGUGGUUCCUCAUCAAAGACAAGGACAAGAUAGCUACAGAGAGCCUCCCUUUGCUGGGCUUCACACUGAAGCUGCCAGACACGCCAGAAGCAGGAGACACAUCCAGCAACAUCUUCCAGCUUUACCACAAGAAGGCUCUGUACUGUACCAUUACAGCGGAGGACAGCACUGUUCCCAGAUGGAUUAACGCCAUUGAAGAGGCCACAGUUUUAUAGCAGCCAUCCAAACGCUCAGUGACCCUCAUCUAAGAUGUGUCCUCCAAUUUUGGCCAAGUCCUUAAUUUCUGCUCCUCGGAAUGUAAAAAUGUGAAUGCAUACAGGAGACUUUUGAUUUCCAUGAACUGACUGGUGUAAUUGAUAUUUUGUACAGAAACCAAACACAAUUGUUUUCAUGCAUGUUUAGCGUGUGGUGUUGAGGACUAACUUCCAUAAGAACUGUCCUUAGUUUUGCCUGCUUUUUCUAUAAGUCCUAAAUGGAGUUUUAAUAUUAUCCACAGGUCAUUUCAGUGCACAUCAUCUUUCCUGAUCAAGUCCAUAAUGAAUAGUAUAGUAGAACAUAAUAUCACAUUAUCUUCCUUUUUGAUGCUGCUAGUUAUUCACGUGUUCAAGUUUUAAAAGGUCAUUUUCGGUUGCCUUGCCUAGAAACCAACAAAUUUACAUUUCAGUAUCUAAAUGAAGAUUAUGGUGGCAGAAGCAGGAGCGAAGCCCCAACAUUCUCUUAUAACAUCUUCUGUUAAUCUAAUGUUUACAUUUUUCUGCCAGGCUUGAUUACACAUACUUUCAGUGGCCACUAUAUUAGGUACACAUAGCUAGUACUAGGCAGGACCUACAUUUGCCAGAAGAACUAUUUCAUAGGUAGAUGAGUUGUGAAAGGAGAGAAGCCAUUCUACAUACCAGUGCUGCUCUGAACUGUCAUAUUCCUCUUACCUUAUUAGCUUUAAUGAGUCUGCCCAUUAUCCUCUGACUCUUAUCAUUAACAAGGCUUUUCCCAUUGACUGGAUGGUUUGUCCAUCACUCCAUUCUCGAAAAAAACUCCAGACACCGUAGUGGAAAAAAUGCCAGGAGAACGCCUGUUUCUGAUGCUGGAAGCAGCACAUCUGACACCUCCAAUCAAGCCUUGUCCAAAAUCACUUAGAUAAUUCUUAGUUAGAUCAGAACCUCAACCUCGUGACCCCGUUUGCAUAUCGCAUAUAUUUGCUGCUUGCAUUAACAAUCAGGUGUACCUAACAAACUGGCUGCUGAGUGUGUCACACUCAUGUGCAUCUGCAUUCCCCAAAAUUCAAGGUCAGCCCAAUGACAACACGCAUGCUUUUCUCCCAUACGUGACCUAUCCUCCAAGGCAUGCCUUGGUAAAUUCAUUUCUCUUUAAAUACUAAGAGCCAGCACAGUUUAGGGGCCAGUUUUGACAUAUUCCUUACUACAUGCAACCCACAACCAGCAAACCCGUACAGAUACAGACAUAAUGCUUAAGCAUGAGGCUAGUCAGGCUAACCUAGUUAGCUUAUACAUUCCUUAGCCUUUGACCUUGUCAAUACUGCUGUUCAACUAUGUAUGUCCCUGUCAUGGUUGGUGUUUUCAAUGUCCCAUAAAACUCUGUAUGGAUGAGGCUCUUCCUCUCUGACUUUUCUCUUGGUUUCACUUUUUGCAGCCUAAGCACAUUAUUUUCUGAGGUCUCUGCUGUAUUUUCCUUGUGCCCACAUCACCAAGCAGCUGUUUUAUUUUUAGCCCGAGACUCCAUUUAUCGAGCACCUCCGUGUAGUUUUCUGUCACCUAUAUGCGUCAUUGGAAGUCUGUCGGGGUACAAAUGUCCACAGUUUUAAGCACUACAGCCCGGAUGGAAUUCACCAUUUUUUGCCCAGUGCUGAUUUUAUGGAUUUUUGCGAAUGCCUUUGUGAACAUGUCGCAUGUGCUGUAAGAAGAAAAACUCAAAAAACUCAAAGUCAGCACAAAAAAGUUAUGCAUGCGCUUGACCAUCUGGAGAUGCUUCUAGAAAACAUUCUGCACGAUCACUAGUCACCUGCACAAUGGCUGAGAGCAUUUUAUCUAGGGGUUUUCAAGGAAGUGUCUGCCUUGUUUCCUUAGCCAACACCCAACAAGAACAAAAUAUUUGCUGACCAGAUUCAACUCCAAGGGUCAAAUGCACAUCAAAACCAUUUUGCUCAAAGAUAAUAUAAAAUAUCAGUGUUUACAUCCUGUCCAUGCUGUAUCCAGCCUCAUGUCAGGCCAUAUGGUUAGACUGUGUGCCAGGACAAGCAAUUAGAAGAUGGAUGGAUGGAUUGAUUAAUAGUACUUAUAUCAUUCUGGCUCUUCUAGGAUUGUCUUUUAUUUAUGGUUUAAGAAUUUUUUUUCCUUUAAACACUUAAAAAUUCACGUUUUGAAUGGCUAUGUCCAAAGGUUUUAGUAAAUUAAUGGUUACUGCAGUUUUUAAUUCAGUUUUAAGAGGUGAUAUUAAUAAAUCAGUUGUGGAAUAUUAGUAAGUAACUUUGUGAGGAACAGUAACUUUUCAGACAAAUUGUAAUUCUUUAACCUGAAACUGGCCUUGACACGGGGGUGGGGUUUGUGUAUAUUAAACUACAACAUGACAGGUAUAUUCCCCUAGGCACGAGUAUCUGAAUGGAUCUUUCCAUUAGAGAACUCAUUUCACUGGAUCUGGUUUAAAAAUCUUUCCCCCCAUCUUAUGUACUGUAUUUUUGAAAUGGCCUUGCAAUAUAAUAAAUGUAAAUAUAUACAUAUUAAAAAAUAAGCAUUUUUAUGUUAUUUGCAUCUAGAAUAAAAAGGGAUGUAAUUA